CACAACUUAUGGUGACGGGAUCCUUACAUUCACCGAAAAUGUUGCAAAGACACGUCCACUCGUCGUUGUGGGAUAACGGGUGCCGAUUACGGAGCUCAUCUGGGUUGCGCUCGCUGGUCUUGGCCCAUGCCAGGCGGAAAGGAGUGAGCAAAGAGCUUCGGGAACUUCAGGAGCUGAAGCAGAGCACGACGGCCCCAACAACAGUAAACCCUACGCCUGUUCCAACACCCUCCUCUCCUCUGGCGACAUCCUCAGCCUCAGGCUCCGCUAGCCCCUCCUCCCCGCAGCCUGCAUCACCCACUCCAGCGGCUCUGAAUGCCCCCUCGUCAACCAACUUACCGCCCCCAACAAAUAACAUCAAUGCCCCAACACCAAUGGCCCCGACCAGCAGCAUUAGCACCGGCAGUAGCAGCAGCACAAGCAGCAACAGCAGCAGCAGCACAAGCAGUGGCUUGUUUGAUAGCCUACUAAUCCGCAUCCUGGCUUCCGUCACAGCUAUUAUGGCAGUUAUCGGAAUCUUCUUUAGCGUGGUGUUCUACGGCGCUUCAGACGCGGUGUAUGUCUUCAAAGAUCAGCUGGCGGUCAUUACUAAGAAGGAUUUUGUGCCGUACUCUGAACGCCGCCGAAUGGAGCAGGAAUUGCUGGCAAAGCUUGAAGCGGAGCAAGCUCAGCGGCGGCUACAGCAGCAGGAGGCCGCAGCAACAACAGUAGCAGGGACUGGGCGGGAAAGCACUAGCAGUGGCAGCAGCAGCAGUAGCGCAGUCGACACCACAGAUAAGGUGGCUGCAGCAACCAUCAGUGGUGGAAGUGGUGGUGGUGCUGAGGUUACAGCUGCUGCUGAUGACUCGGCGGACGGAUCAGAGGAGUUGCUCAACCUGUUGCCGGGGAGCAACAGCCGCAGCAGAAGUCGAUAAGAGGCAGGAGCGGCUGACGGACUUGAUUGUCGUACUAAUACAAUCAAGCACCGUACGAGUCAUUCGAACAACGUAAUGCACAAGGCGUGGGAAGGGCAGCAGAGGGGAGGAGCCGAUGGGGGAGGGCAAGUUGCUGAGUGGGGAGGAGGUGACGAGGGCCUUCGUUGGCGUUUGAGGAGUUGAAGGGCGUCCGUUGUCGGAUAGUGGUUCAAGCGAGUGGGGGCGAAGCCAGAAGGCCACGCUCUGAGCCGUCAUGUGGUCACAGAUAGAAGCAAGGGCCACAGACGAUGCCCGGUACCAGCCAAAUGUAAAUAAGCAGAUGCAAUUUUGCCAAAUGUAACUGU
Astrephomene gubernaculifera is the source of this 1258-nucleotide messenger RNA. NCBI's taxonomy places the organism in Eukaryota, Viridiplantae, Chlorophyta, Chlorophyceae, Chlamydomonadales, Astrephomenaceae. The record is from the annotation of a GenBank genome assembly.